Messenger RNA from Ictalurus furcatus (blue catfish), 6336 nucleotides. It is a transcript of the gene nfe2l1b, whose product is annotated as nfe2 like bZIP transcription factor 1b. Gene Ontology annotation, cellular component: nucleus. Gene Ontology annotation, biological process: regulation of transcription by RNA polymerase II. The coding region runs from base 938 to 3343 and encodes 801 amino acids. The record is from RefSeq and is a predicted model, not a curated record. Gene Ontology annotation, molecular function: DNA-binding transcription factor activity, RNA polymerase II-specific; RNA polymerase II cis-regulatory region sequence-specific DNA binding. The transcript has 6 exons. Lineage: Eukaryota; Metazoa; Chordata; Actinopteri; Siluriformes; Ictaluridae.
UAAAAACAGUGUUAGAGAACUGGCUAGUUAGCUAGGUUAGCCAGUUAGCCUAAUUGGGGCUGUGGAACUAGCCAGCUAGUUGUUGUCCAUGCUAACGUAUAAUAUAUAAGUACCGCUGUAUAUAAUCUUACAGUAUUUGUUAGCUAAGUAGAAAUGAUUUCUACGCGUAUCAAUGUUUUGCAUAUCAGAAAUACAUAAGUGCUUAAGAUUGUUUUGAUAUAUUCGGUGUCCCCAGCUAAUUCCCUCCAGUGCCCGCCCCUGUAACGCUCUCAUUGGUGGUGAUGUGAGAAACACCGGCGCGUGAGGCUUCUCAUUGGGUUGUGAGAAGCUCCUCAACCAAUCAGACAUUUGUGCGCCACUUGUUGCUAACGUUGCUGUUGAAUGCCGAUAGCGGAAGUAGGAAAGAACACUUCCUGGAUGUAGAGCAAAUAAAUAUCGUUCUGUUUCGUAUUCGGUAAACAGUGAACGGGCUUCUAGGUCGCUGGCACUGUUCAGAAAUUGAUAUCUAACCUUUUACUGGUUUCAUUGUGUGCGUGGGGGAAAUUAUACAUGUAGUAUUGUGUUUGUUUUGCCGAGUGGGAGGUUAGUCGGCAGAUGGGUUCGUGAUGGCACGAAGAGGAGGAGGCAUUAACAUUGGAGGAGCCUUCAAAGAGUAAUUGAAUCUUCAGUGGUGGGAUCUAAGCAUCUGACAGGAUAGACAUUCGCCACUAAGGACAAAGGAACCCUCAUUUCCCACCCCAUUUCCCCGUUUUCCACAAGCUAAUGUUUUAGUCAAAACACUAUAUUUUUGUAAUGGUUUCCCUACAUUUUUUAUUGAUUUAUGUAAUAUAAACCACUGACUGUAAGUGUUUCAGUCUGACCCUCUUUCUGUAGGUUUUGGGGGUUUUUUUUCUUUUUUUUUUGUUUUUAACUUUCAUUUUGUUUCCUUUGCCAAGAAAUGCUUUACUUGAAAAAGUACUUCACAGAGGGUCUGAUUCAGUUCACAAUCCUCCUGAGUCUCAUUGGGGUGCGGGUGGACGUGGACACCUAUUUAAACAGUCAGCUGCCCCCGCUCCGUGAAAUCAUCUUGGGCCCGAGCUCAGCCUACACACAGACACAGUUUCACAACCUGCGCAACACCCUGGACGGCUAUGGCAUCCAUCCGAAAAGCGUGGACCUGGACCAUUUCUUUGCCAUUCGUCGGCUGCUGAAUCAGGUGCGCUCUCUUGAUCACCUGCGCGUGCCCAGCACUGAGCUGAACGCUUGGCUGGUGCAUCGUGAUCCUGAGACUGUGGUGUCUGCAGCCAGCCAGUCCAGUCCUAGCAUUGCCCUGGACAAUGGCGGCAGCCUGGAGGACGUGAACAGCCCUGAACCCUCGGCCAUGAGAGGGGCCGGCAGCACUUCUGAGUCAACCUACAACCUUAGUGGAGAGGACAGUUUGGGUGCUGUGGCCCCUGAGGCCAACCAGGAGCAAGGCAACAGGGACAACGUUGAUGAGCUUUCGAAAGAGGACAUAGACCUUAUAGAUAUCCUCUGGAGACAGGAUAUUGACCUAGGAGCUGGACGGGAAGUGUUUAACUACAGCAGCAGGCAGAAGGAUGGUGAGGCAGAUAAACCGAAUGAGGCAAAUGAGGAUGCAGGUGUACGGGAGGAGGACUGGAGAAAUGGAAUCAAUCUGCAGGAGGGUCAGGGCAUAACUCUUGUGGAUGGAGAGACUGGAGAGAGCAUACCUGAACAGCUCUCAAGCCUUGGCACACAGACCUCAAUGUCCCUACAAGAAUGCUUAAGGCUUCUGGAGGCCACCUUCCCUUUUGGAGAAGAAUCAGAGUUCCAGGCUACAGAAGCUGCCCCUCAACUGAGAGGCCCAGCAGAAAAUGUUCCUUCGACAUCCCAGGGGCUUUCACUGCCUGCCCCUUUGCCUCAGCCUGAUGCACCUCUAGACCUGGAACAGCAAUGGCAGGACAUAAUGGCAAUCAUGGAACUGCAAGACAUGGAUGUGAAUAACACAGCAGAAAACACCAAUCUCAACAACAGCAACCUGAAUAACACGCGUACUGAAAGCAGUGAAUCGGACACAGUGACAAGUUUUGGUGUUUCACAAUCAAGUCUGAUCAACCAGGAUGUGAGCCUCCAUCAGGCAUCCCUCCCAAGCUGUAGCCAGGACCUCCCCAACCUUUUCAGCUCCGAAUUAGAUCCCUCUUCCGUGCAGCAGCCUACUCUGCUUAGGCUCUCCUCCAGCAAUUCAUCCAAUAUCAACUCAACAUUUGGAGUCACAAAUCUUACUGGGCUUUUCCUCCCACCACUCAAUAGCACCAACAACCUGACCUCUUCCCCAGUGCUUCCUGACCCCUUUGUUAGCCUGCUGGAGGAGUCCAUGCUGGAUGAAAUUAGCCUGCUAGAUCUUGCAAUGGAGGAAGGGUUCAGCCAGGCUCAAGCCUCUCAACUAGAAGAUGAGCUCGAUUCGGACUCUGGAUUGUCUUUGGAUUCUGGACACAGCCCUGUCUCUCCCAGCAAUUCUGAGACAUCUUGUUCCUCGGCUGCAUCUUCCUCCUCCACCUCAGCCACUUUCUCGGAGGAAGGUGCUGUGGGUUACAGCACAGAUUCUGAAGUGGCCACGGCAGAAGCAGAGGAGGGAGCUGUUGGAGGUUACCAGCCCGAAUAUAGCAAGCUGUGCCGCAUGAGCUAUCAAGAUCCCGCUCAUUUUCAUAACCUGCCACAGCUGGACAGCAUCAAUCACAACCACACCUACAACCUGCCACUGGCCUCCUCAUACCCUGAGCAGCCCCAGCUGAUUGGAUCCUGCAGUAAAAAGUGCAGAGACAAGCACCUACAACAAACCAAGAUUCACUCACCACGAGAGUUCAUCGACAAGCAGUCGAGCCGCGAUGAACGUCGGGCCAGAGCCAUGAAAAUCCCAUUUUCCAACGAUAAAAUUGUCAACCUUCCUGUUGAAGAGUUCAACGAGCUUCUGUCCAAACACCAUCUCAGCGAGGCUCAGCUUUCCCUCAUCCGUGAUAUCCGCAGGCGUGGCAAAAACAAAAUGGCCGCGCAGAACUGCCGCAAACGCAAACUAGACACCAUCAUCAACCUUGAGCAAGGCGUGCAGGACCUGCGGCGCGACAAAGCGCGUCUGCUGAAGGAGAAGAUGGAGUGCCUACGUUGUAUCAGGCAAAUGAAGCAGAAGGUGCAGGUCCUUUAUCAGGAAGUGUUCAGCCAGCUACGUGACGAAGAAGGCAGGCCUUAUCCUGCUAGCGAGUAUUGCCUGCAGUACAGUGCUGAUGGUAGCGUGCUCGUUACACCACGAAGCAUGACUCUUGAGCAAAGCCGGAAGCCUGACAAGAAACCGAAGGACAAAAAGAAGUGAGGACCUGCUCCUUUCUUUUGCUGCCAAGGCUCCACCACAAAAAAAUUACUAUAAGGUGUAAGUAAAUGCUGUUUUUUUUCCUUUGAGAAGAUUCUAGCAAGGAAAAGAAAAUUGCACUGUCAGUGUUGUUCCUGCAUUAGGUUUUCUCCUUUUUUUUCUAUCUUUGGUUCAAACGUUUUCUCCAGAAAAUAUGAAGCAGAAUUGCUUUUUAAAGUACCGGGUUUCUGUUGUUUUACUUGGAGUAUGACCAGAAUGAUGAAUUGACUGAAUCUAAGAAGAGUAAAAGAGGCAAACCGCAGCUGUGGAGACACUGACUAAUCUGAGAAUAAAUUGAGGAAUUGACCUUAAUUUCCAUCAAGAUCCCAAAAACAAAAUGAAUGCAAGGCUAGCUGAUUAUCAGCUUGGAAAGGUCAUUAGACUCUUUAGUAUUGGCUUCUGGGGGAGUGUGAAUACCCUGCUGGUAGUCCUUUAGUGUUGAAGAAGAAGGCCCUUCUUUCUGAAGAUGGUGAAGAAGUCAUCGGAUGAUGGAAGAUGUUGGAACUUUUGUGUCGAGAAAACAAAUGCAAAAGAAAGCAUACCCUUAGUAACCGAUGGUUGUGCGUUUCUUUUGUUUCCAGUUCCAUCACAGUGGUCACUCGUGUACCUACACCAACGUGAUUUCAAUGACAUAACAACGAGGAAAAGACCAAUUUCCUUUGGACAGUUACAUAUGAAACCUGACAGAAGUUUCUCUGGGUAUUAAAUGCCACUUGCCAUGGAAUUAGGAAAAGUUGGACAAAGUAGAGUGGUUAAGAACGAGUUUGAGGUAAUGCUUGAGGCUGGAACGAAUGAGAUGAAAAUGAAAUGCCGAGUAAAGAUGCACACUGCAUUACUAAUAAAUCAGCUUCUGUGCUCUGCUCACUGCUGUAAAUCAUCUCUGUCGCUUGGCUGUAAGCUCUCAGUCUUUAGCAGUCGUUUCUCUUCUUGCAGGCUUAAAGGUGAGAAAUUCCUCUUUGAACCUUUCCAUAGUUUUCCUCCCAUGUGCACAAACGUCUACAUAAGCUGCAGGUCUGAUUUUGUUUCUCCUGAAUUCUGUCGAGCGUUUCGCUGCUUAAAACUGGACCUUCUUUAAAAAAAAAAAAAAAAAAACAGGAAAAAAGAUCAAAACAACAACCAAAAAAACUGUAAAGAGUUGUUGCGUUAAAUUUCAGCUCAUCACCUGCUUUUUAGAGUUACGUUCUGACUUUAUUACCGGACUGCUAUGUUGUUCAAGCAACAGGCACAAAGUACAAUUCUCACUCAGACACUUUCUUUUAGUUGCAGUCAUUUUUUGUAAUGCUCUUUUUCUGUUCGUUUAGGACAUGAACAGUGAACAAGAUACACUGACAUAUUGAGAAUAUUGGCUUAAUGUUCACAUCAUUAGAGCAUAGUUCAGUAGCAGUUCCUUUUUGGAUGAACCAAUGUGUAAAAGUUUGACGUGAACAUCACAUUUUUUCAUUAAUGUUUUUUUUUUCUCUCUCUCGUACUUGUGGAACGUCCCCUGUUAAACAGACAAAUUUCUGAACACUACCAUGUUCCUGUUUUAAUCAAUAAAACUACCUGGAGAUCUGAAAAGCUGCUUGGCAUGUACCACAGUGGAAUCGGAUCAUGUUUAGAUGCAACAUAAAUGUUGCUUUAGAUCUGUUCAGAGGACUACCAUGUGUGUGAAAUUUAACAUCUUUAAAAUUGAGAUUUCGCACUAAUAAGAGAGCUUUAAUCUUCACCAGAUAUAUACAUCUUCAUAGUUUAUUUCCUUCUACCGGUUUCCAUCGCUCACAUCUACACCGCACGCAUACAGAGUCGCAUGUCCUGUCGAAAAUAGUAUGUAAAGAUAGCAAUUAUAUCAUACUUUUAUGAAUUGAAAAUUCACAGAAUUGUUCAUUUGCAACUAUGAUUAUAAGCUUGUGUUACAAGUGGCACCCUCAUAUCCAACGACAAGUCCUAAUUUAUAUCUUUACAUGUCUUGUUCUUGUGAUUUCCAGUCACAAUUUAUGUCGAGUUAUUAAGCUAGAAGUUGUUUUAACAGCUUUUGUACUACGUUUGCAUUAUUGGCACUCAAUUCAAUCUUAUUGCUGUAACAGUGUAAGGGGUAAAAUCUAACCAGAGAGCUAUGGGGGAUGGCCUCAGACAAACAAACAUUUAAAGUUAUCAAGCAGUUCACCUAGGUCACGGGUCUUUAAAUAUAUCCACAAUGUGUCAGCGUGGUUGGGCCGCAAGGUUUUCGUUCCAGCCAAAUAGGAGCCACACUUGGUAGUCGUUUGAAAUCCAAGAUCAGUUGAAGUAAAGUGUUGUUUGUAAGCGGUAUUAAAAACAGCCACAAUGACUCUUCACAGAUAUGAUUGAAGACCACUGGCCUUCAAAUCACAUUCUUGAAGAAGGUUACAAACUGGCAAAUCUAUGCACAUAAAGCAGUAUUCUGUAAACCCAUGAAGUAGUGUGCAAGUUUGAACUGAAUGUUAUAAGUAUUUGAAAAUGGCCACAAGGAACAUACGUUAAGAAUUUGUUAAAAGUUGACUGAAUUUGCAAUUCAUAAAAAGUCGAUUUGUCAGGAAAUGUAUUCUGUGUGGUUGUUGCAAUAUGCAAGGAGAAAAAAAGUCACUAUUAUCUUGAAGAGACAACUUCUAUGAUAUUUAAUAGGUAUGGAGUUGACCAAGUUAAUUAUUUAAACAACAACAAAAAAGAUGAGGCAUGGAAAUUAUGCUUAAAAUAGUUUAAGUUCCUGGUCUUAUGCAGUCACUACUUGUCAUGCACUGAUUUAUUUUAAUUUUUUGUGUCUUGUUUGUUUUGUACAUAUGUUUAUGUUGUUUGUUCUGAUUUAAAGAUAUUUUGGCUCUCUGUAUUUUACGAGGUCUUCUGACUCUGACUGUUUUGAUUUUGAUUCACUUCCUGUUAGUUUAUUUUGAAAGAUUUGCUGGCAAUCUGGGAAUUGUUCUUUUGUUGGUUAAUAAACGUUGUUUUUUGAUUUUUUUUUUUUU